Hypanus sabinus (Atlantic stingray) is the source of this 687-nucleotide messenger RNA. RefSeq names its product histone H3-like. Gene Ontology annotation, molecular function: structural constituent of chromatin; DNA binding; protein heterodimerization activity. The transcript has 2 exons. The record is from RefSeq and is a predicted model, not a curated record. The coding region runs from base 277 to 687 and encodes 136 amino acids. NCBI's taxonomy places the organism in Eukaryota, Metazoa, Chordata, Chondrichthyes, Myliobatiformes, Dasyatidae. Gene Ontology annotation, cellular component: nucleosome.
GACCAAAGGCAAAAAGCGUGCCUUAUGAAAAGGCAGCAUGCUUCCCUGACUAAUCGGUUGGAGUUCGAAAGAAUAACGGGCGGGAUAAACAAAGGAGAGGCACUUACAGUUGUUUACUUAGAUUUUCAGAAUGUAUUUGGCAAGAUGCAACACGAGGGUGCAGAUGAAUAUAAUUACUGGAAUAUUACCGGAAAGGUGCCUGCAGGAAUACAAGGUUAGCUGAUUGCAAGAGGCAAAGAGUGGGAAAUAAGCCUGUGGUCUUACCCCUGAAGCAGAAUGGCCGGCACCAAGCAGAGAGCGCGCAAAUCGACUGGCGGAAAAGCUCCUCGCAAACAGUUGGCGGCCAAAGCGACGCGGAAGAGCGCUCCUGCCACCGGCGGAGUGAAGAAGCCUCAUCGCUACCGGCCCGGCACCGUGCCUCUGAGGGAGAUCCGGCGCUACCAGAAAUCCACGGAGCUACACAUCCGCGAACUUCCCUUCCAGCGCCUGGUCCGGGAGAUCGCUCAGGACUUUAAAACCGAUCUGCGUUUCCAGUGCUCGGCCGUCAUGGCCCUGCAGAAGCCAAGUGAGGCUUACCUGGUCGGGCUCUUUGAGGACACUAACCUGUGUGCCAUCCACACCAAGCGAGUCACCAUUAUGCCCAAGGACAUCCAGUUGGCCCGCCGCAUCUGCGGGGAGCGCACCUAA